Molecule: messenger RNA, 987 nt
Organism: Podospora anserina S mat+
Lineage: Eukaryota; Fungi; Ascomycota; Sordariomycetes; Sordariales; Podosporaceae
Exons: 1
Coding region: 1-987 (328 amino acids)
Biological process (GO): protein phosphorylation
Molecular function (GO): protein kinase activity; ATP binding
Source: RefSeq, a predicted model, not a curated record
AUGACUGUCAACGACUCCCAGUUUGAAUCUGCCCCUAGCAGCAAUCCUCGGGAUGGCCAUUCCUUCACCACCACCGCCCCUGCUCAUCAAAAGCUUCACCUCAGUCCCCCGAGCGAGGACAUGGUUCGCCGUGUGCCCUCCCGCAAUGAGAUGAACAUCCACCACAUCACCGAAGAUCUCUCCUCCGCCCCCUCCACCACCUUCACAUACUUCACCCCUGACACGGAUGAAUGCUACAUCGGCAGUCUCCCCCUCCCGUCCUCGUCACUCACACCGUCCCUAAUUCUCGAGUCAUCCUCCCAUCUUGAGCGGAUCCCCGACGGUCUCAUCUAUCCCCUCAUGCCAGGGAAGCCUCUCAUGGCGCUGAUUAUCGCGCCUGACUCACCCCCGGAGGACUCAGAGACAGGAGCGUACUUCAUCCGGCGGCCCAAUCUUUUGAAUUUUGACACCAAAGACAAGGACAGGGCAGAGCAGCAGCAGGCCAUGCUCCUCAGGGAGGCUGUUAUUCUCCAGCAGUUGGCGCAGCAUGGCCAUCCAAACAUGAUUCGCUAUCACGGCACAAGAACCAGGAGAGGGAGAAUCACGGGAUUGGUGUUUGACAAGCAUCCUUACACCCUGUUGGAGUACCUGGCCGAGGUGAAGGAGAAGGGCAAAGGAAACGAGAUCGAGGUUGAGUCGUUCGUGAUGGGGUUGGAGAGUGUGGUGAGCAGGCUGCACCAGCUGGGUCUGGCGCACAACAGUAUUCGGGCUGAGAACAUUGUUGUGGGGAGAGGCGAGGGUGGCGAGGGGGUGAGGGCGGUGCUGGUGGAAUUUAGCAAGUGCUUGCCUUUUGGCAAGAAGUUCAGGACAUCGUAUGACGGGGAGCUCAAGGUUUCGUCAAAGGAGAACGAUCGCCAGGCAGUCAAGGACUUCAGGUCAUGGCUGGAAGGGGUGGUUGACCCCACGCUGAUCACCCCUACACAGGACGACCAGCCUGCCAGUAGUUGA